Exophiala bonariae is the source of this 1260-nucleotide messenger RNA. RefSeq lists its product as uncharacterized. Gene Ontology annotation, cellular component: cytoplasm. Lineage: Eukaryota; Fungi; Ascomycota; Eurotiomycetes; Chaetothyriales; Herpotrichiellaceae. Bases 1 to 1260 code for a protein of 419 amino acids. Gene Ontology annotation, biological process: NADPH regeneration. The transcript is spliced from 2 exons. Gene Ontology annotation, molecular function: nucleotide binding; hydroxymethylglutaryl-CoA reductase (NADPH) activity. The record is from RefSeq and is a predicted model, not a curated record.
AUGGCGCCACCAGCUGUUCUGAUGAUCGGGACCGGUGAGUAUACGACAGGUUUCGUAUCAGGUGCUGCCUCGACAUCUGACAAGAAGGUUGGCGUGGUUGGAUUGACAUUAUUCGACCUCCGCCGCCGUGGCAAGGUGUCAGAUCUGUCUAUGGUGGGUGUCUCGGGCAAGAAGUUCCCAGCCAUACGAGAGCACCUGCAGAAGAACAUCUCCGACGCCUACAAUGGUCUUGACGUCUCUUUCAAAUCGUUCCCAUCAGACGAUCAGACAGACCCAGAAGCCUUCCGGACCGCCAUAGACGCUCUUCCGCGAGGCUCAGCAAUCACCAUAUUCACCCCCGACUCCACCCACUUUGAUAUCGCCAAGUACGCUAUUGAACGUGGAAUUCACGUCAUGAUCACCAAGCCGGCCACGAAAUUGCUAUCGCACCACGUCGAACUGAUUCAAUUGGCUAAGAAGCAUCAGGUGCUCGUCUACAUCGAGCAUCACAAACGAUUCGACCCGGCAUAUCAAGACGCCAAGUUCCGAUCUCGCAAUCUCGGUGAUUUCAACUACUUCUACAGCUACAUGUCACAGCCGAAAUCUCAAUUGGAGACGUUCAAAGCGUGGGCUGGCAAGGAGUCUGACAUCUCCUACUACUUGAACUCACACCACGUCGAUAUCUGCGAGUGGCUGGUGCGAGACGCGGCAUGGCGGCCUGCGACGGUGCGGGCGAGCGCCAGCGUGGGCAUCUCCGAAGCCGUGGGCUGUGUCAAGGGCACCGAGGACACCAUCACUCUGCUCGUGGACUGGACGCGAAGCACCGAUGACAAGCGCGCCACCGGAAUCUACACCGCCAGCUGGACCGCCCCGAUGAAUGCCGGUGUCCACUCACAGCAGCAUUUCCACUACAUCGCGUCCAAGGGUGAAGUCAACAUCAACCAGGCCAAGCGAGGCUAUGAUGUCGUGGACGAGAACGACAAAUCCGGAAGUGCCCUGAAAUGGUACAACCCCUUCUACAUGCGAUAUGCGCCGGACGAGGAAGGCAACUUCAAUGGGCAGUCGGGAUACGGCUACGUGAGCUUUGAGAAAUUCAUCGAUGCCGUGACCGGUUUGAAUGAGGGCAAAAUCAGCCUGGUAGAUUUAGAUAAACGAGGACUUCCCACUCUGGCGAACACUGUCUACACAACGGCCAUCCUGGAAGCGGGUCGGAGGAGUUUGGAUGAGAAUGGAAGAACGGUUGAGAUUCUCGGAGAAGGCCAGGAGAUCAGGUUAAGUUAG